Bufo bufo (common toad) is the source of this 498-nucleotide messenger RNA. Its product is annotated as hemoglobin heart muscle subunit alpha-type-like. The record is from RefSeq and is a predicted model, not a curated record. The coding region runs from base 6 to 416 and encodes 136 amino acids. Gene Ontology annotation, molecular function: oxygen carrier activity; haptoglobin binding; peroxidase activity. Gene Ontology annotation, biological process: hydrogen peroxide catabolic process; oxygen transport. Gene Ontology annotation, cellular component: hemoglobin complex; haptoglobin-hemoglobin complex; blood microparticle. Lineage: Eukaryota; Metazoa; Chordata; Amphibia; Anura; Bufonidae. The transcript has 3 exons.
CCAGGAUGGCGCUAUCAGAUGCUGAGAAGGCGGCUUUGGAGCCCUUGUUUGUGAAGAUUGACGCUGACGCUGAGAAGAUUGGAGGUGAAGCCAUGGAGAGUCUCUUCCAGCACCAUCCAGACACCAAGUCCCACUUCACUCACAUGGACGUGACCCCCGGCAGUCAGGAUCUGAAGACACAUGGAGGGAAGAUCAUCCACGCCAUUAAUGAUGCCCUCAACCACUAUGGAAAUCUGCAGGAGAACUUGGCCACACUGCGGGAGAUGCACACCAACAAGCUGAAGCUCAGUGUGGACACCAUCAAGCUGCUGUGUGGUUGUCUACUGGAGGUAAUCGUCAAGCAUUUCCCAGAUGUGGACAAGUCGGCCUGUGACAAGUUCCUCAAUGAGGUUGCCGUUGCCCUGAUCUCCAGCUGACCGGGAGGAUUCUUCUCAGAUCUAUGUCUCCUGUAACAAGCGUCUGUCCUCCAUGAUACUGAUGACUGCUCCAUGAUCGGGG